Molecule: messenger RNA, 403 nt
Organism: Monopterus albus (swamp eel)
Lineage: Eukaryota; Metazoa; Chordata; Actinopteri; Synbranchiformes; Synbranchidae
Product: acyl-coenzyme A thioesterase 1-like
Biological process (GO): fatty acid metabolic process; acyl-CoA metabolic process
Molecular function (GO): fatty acyl-CoA hydrolase activity
Source: RefSeq, a predicted model, not a curated record
AUUGAGGAAGAUAAACGUAUUGACUCCAUACACAGUGCAGAUAUCCUUGCUGGAGGGCCACGUUUCCCCCAGUGAGGCACAGGGCACUGAGCUAGCUACUGUAACCACUGAGCGCUGGUAUAUAGCACCAGGCGUACGGAGAAUAGAUAUUCGUCAAAAUGGAGUUGUAGGGACGUUAUUCUUACCCCCUGGCCCAGGUCCAUUUCCAGCCAUGUUGGACCUGUGGGGAAUGAGUGGAGGACUGACGGAGUACCGCGCUGCCCUGAUUGCAUCCAGAGGCUAUGCUAGUUUGGCCCUUGCCUUCCUGGGGCACAAAGAUUUACCUGGCCCACGCAACACCAUGAAUGUUGGUGAUUCAUAUUUCAAGGUGGGAUAAGAUGCAGGCCUUCCUUUAUUCUGUGCU